Molecule: messenger RNA, 378 nt
Organism: Penicillium argentinense
Lineage: Eukaryota; Fungi; Ascomycota; Eurotiomycetes; Eurotiales; Aspergillaceae
Exons: 2
Coding region: 1-378 (125 amino acids)
Source: RefSeq, a predicted model, not a curated record
AUGGAGAGAAGAAAGCGGCAAGAGAUUUCCACAAUUUGCGGUAUGGUGCCAAUUGUACCCGUUGUGAAAGAGACUCAUCCGCUCCUGGGAGAUGAACACGGGCUCCCAGAUUACAAGCUGCAAAACACUUCGGCAACAUUCGAAACAGAGGAAAGAGCGGCACAGAGACCUGGUAAAGGCAGACCAUCGCAGGACCGACGCACUUGGCAAAAGCCAGAGCUGACGAUCUGCAGUGCACCAGACACAGCUGAUGGGCGCAUUGUAUCUGACUACGGAAACAUGGCGCUCGACAUGGAAGCGGAUCGUAUGGUGCACAUGCGGGACUGCCCUUAUGUCCUUGGUCUGGCCUGGGUUCAGGGGAUGAUAAAGAAUGACUGA